UUUGAUUCUGCUUUUCAACCCUCUAGAUGACAACACGUGUUUAAAGUUAAAAGUUAGUGCCUGUAAAUUUUAAUUAGGCCCCAUAAUAUCCCGAUUAUCAAGGAAUAUCUAAUGAAUUUGCGAUUUGCAUUGUUAAAUGUUGUAGUUGUUACUGUACGUAGUUUUCAUUCUAAUCAAAAGGUAUUCGGCGAUAUAAAAAAUAAAAAUCGUGUGUUAAAUUUACUCGCCACCAUGCCGAAAGAUACGAGUCAUGUCGCACGUCUUCAAUCAGAAAGACAGGCAAAGAAGAUCACUAAAACAAAAUACCCACCAGGAACCGUAACAUUACAAGUUCUGGGUUCUGGUGUUCGUGGUGCACCACGGUCCCUCUAUAUGUUCACCGAUCAAUCAUGUUAUCUCUUCAAUUCCGGAGAAGGAUCUCAACGCUUGGCCCAUGAGCACAAGUUUAAGCUGUCCAAAGUUGAGAACAUUUUCUUCACCCGUACAUCUUGGCAAAAUGUGGGUGGGUUACCUGGAAUUUCAUUAACAAUUCAAGAUGUUGGUGUUCCCAAUAUCACACUCCAUGGACCACCUGGAUUGGGUGAAUUAUUUACUGCUGCCUCCAGAUUCAUCAUAUUAAAGAAUUUACAAGUCAAUCAUGUGGAUGCUACUUCACCUGCAUCAUCUUAUGAAGAUGCUGCCAUGAAAUUAAAUUAUGUAACUAUUAUGCCCAAUGAUGACGCAAAAUUACCACGUUCAGCUUCUAGUUCUCCUAUCGAAGAGGAGGAUGUGACCAAUUAUUAUUGUCGAGAAAAAGGAAAUCCUGAGGACGUUCCAGCUGCUAAAAGGACUCGUGUUGAAGAUGAAAGUGACGAGAACCCGAAAUCCAAAGCCGUUCUAGCUUAUGUAUGCCGUUUACAAGCGAAGCAGGGUACGCUUAUUGCGAAAAAGUGCUUCGAUUUGGGGGUCCCACCCGGACCACUCUACGGCCAAUUGAAAGCUGGGCAAGAUAUCACGCUUCCCAAUGGCAAGACUGUUUUAGCUUCUGACGUCUGUUCACCGGAUGAUCCCGGUCCAAUAUUCGUAGUCGUCGAAUGCCCGGACGAAACCUACUUAGAUAAUUUUGUAUCAGAACCACAGCUCUGCCAAUUGCAAAGACGAAACGGAGCCAGCGAACUUGACUCUCCCCAAAUCAUAGUUCAUUUCACUCCGGUUGAGCUGACGAAACAUCCGAAAUAUCAAGAAUGGAUGGACGGUUUUUCGGUGACUACUUGUCAUUUGAUGCUUGGAACGCCCAAAGAUGGCGAAGAAAGGCGAGGAUUUGGUAGUGUGGCCGUCCAUCGCAUUCAACAUCAACUGCAUCUCCUCGAUUCAGAAAUUUUUCCUCAUUUACCUUUUGAUAUGCGAGUGGAAGGAGAAACCGAACAAGCCGAGGCAGCAGAAUUAGAGUGUCAAACUCUAACGAAAUUUAAUUUGAGACCUCCGCUAAAACUCAACACGUCCCUUGUACCGGUUCUGAAUCCUAAGGAGUACGUCAAUGAGAGUCUUGCUCAGGAAGGUUUCCCGGCCAGCUUAGAAGCCUUGAAGUCUUCCCUGGCUGAUGCGGUUCCCAUUAGCAGCAGAGUCUACCCUAAAGUAACUUUCCUCGGAACAGGAUCAUGCAUUCCAAACAAAACCAGAAACACUAGUGGCAUUCUAGUCGAAUUAGAGAAGGAUCGGUUUAUUCUGAUGGAUUGUGGAGAAGGAACAUACGGGCAGAUUGUCCGUUUCUUUGGACACGAAAAAGCCGCCCACGUUUUGUCCAACCUUGUUGGCGUCUACAUCUCGCAUCUUCAUGCUGACCACCACAUUGGGUUGAUUGGUUUACUUCAAGGCCGACAACACGCGAUUGAGCGGACACGAUCUGACGCUGGCCCCGUCUGGCUGAUUGCUCCACAUCAGAUCAAUUUUUGGCUAAAAACCUAUCACCACAGCUUCGAGCGGAUCAGGCAAUAUUACAAACUGUUUUCCUGUGUCAACCUCUUCGAGAAGGAAAAACCGGAUCCUGCGCUCCUCACCGGUCUCAACUUGAAAUCGAUUGUCACCACUUACGUUCGUCAUUGCCCCAGCGCGUUCGGCGUCUCACUAACUACAGCCGACGGCUUCAAGUUGACUUAUUCCGGCGACACCAUGCCAUGCUUGGGUUUGAUUGAUAUCGGUCGAGACUCGGAUCUGCUGAUCCAUGAGGCCACAAUGGAGGACGGGAUGGAAGAGGAAGCCAAAAUGAAGACUCACAGCACCAUAUCUCAGGCGAUCGAAGUUGGCCGUUCGAUGGGAGCCAAAUUCACGUUGCUGACACACUUCAGUCAACGCUACUCCAAAAUUCCCAUCUUCAACGAGAAAGCUUUCUCCUCCAACACGAUAGGCGUGGCUUUCGACAACAUGACAAUUAGUCCAAAUCGUUUCCACCAUUUGCCUUAUUUCAUCCCCGCUCUCAAGUUGAUGUUUGCCGAUCACUGCGAAGAGAUGGACAACAAGACAAACAAACGCAAGCUGCGCCAGGAGCGAGAAGAGAACGAAAUCCAGCGACAACUCAAGCAAUCCGUUAAAAGUUAAAAUUAAAGAUUAGACUAAAUGACUACUAUUAAAAUUAACUACAUUACAUGACGAUUCAGUUAAAUAAAAAAACAAAAUUUGUUUGGACUAUCGCUCUA
Daphnia pulicaria is the source of this 2672-nucleotide messenger RNA. It is a transcript of the gene RNaseZ, whose product is annotated as ribonuclease Z, mitochondrial-like. Gene Ontology annotation, cellular component: mitochondrion. The coding region runs from base 112 to 2574 and encodes 820 amino acids. Gene Ontology annotation, biological process: mitochondrial tRNA 3'-end processing. The record is from RefSeq and is a predicted model, not a curated record. The transcript is spliced from 7 exons. Lineage: Eukaryota; Metazoa; Arthropoda; Branchiopoda; Diplostraca; Daphniidae. Gene Ontology annotation, molecular function: 3'-tRNA processing endoribonuclease activity.